UGCGAGGAUCCCGUCCCGGCAAAAACGUUCAGCUCUCUGAAGAUGAAAUCCGCGGCCUGUGCCUCAAAUCGCGAGAGAUAUUUCUAUCUCAACCCAUCUUGUUAGAACUCGAGGCACCUCUGAAGAUUUGCGGUGAUAUCCAUGGCCAAUAUUACGACCUUCUCCGCCUGUUCGAGUACGGAGGAUUUCCGCCAGAAUCGAAUUACUUAUUCUUGGGCGAUUAUGUGGAUCGUGGCAAACAGAGCUUGGAAACGAUCUGUUUAUUACUCGCGUACAAGAUCAAAUACCCCGAGAACUUCUUCUUGCUCCGAGGCAAUCACGAAUGCGCGAGCAUAAACCGCAUCUACGGCUUUUAUGAUGAAUGUAAACGCAGAUAUAAUAUAAAGUUGUGGAAGACGUUCACGGAUUGCUUCAACUGUUUACCCGUGGCUGCCAUCGUAGACGAGAAGAUUUUCUGUUGUCACGGUGGACUCAGUCCCGAUCUCCAGACCAUGGAACAAAUUCGCAGAAUCAUGAGACCAACCGACGUGCCCGAUCAAGGCCUUUUGUGUGACCUAUUGUGGUCCGAUCCCGACAAGGAGACAACCGGCUGGGGCGAGAACGAUCGUGGUGUUUCGUUCACUUUCGGUGCCGAAGUGGCUGCUAAAUUCUUGCGCAAGCACGACUUCGACCUUAUCUGUCGCGCCCAUCAAGUCGUCGAGGACGGAUACGAGUUCUUCGCCAAACGACAACUCGUCACCCUGUUCUCUGCACCCAACUAUUGCGGUGAAUUCGAUAAUGCGGGAGCCAUGAUGUCCGUAGACGAGACGCUCAUGUGCUCAUUCCAAAUUCUCAAACCCGCGGACAAAAAGAAGUUCCCUUCAUAUGGUGGUCUGAAUUCUGGUAGACCCGUGACGCCACCCCGAGGAGCCAACCAGAAGAAGGGCAAGAAAUAAUCACGGGCCUGGACACUUCGCCCGCAUUCAGUCCUGGCCCCUCAAUGACCUUAUCCCAAUCCACUCUCCCAUCCAAUUCUUCGGUGGACAAUCCCCGGAACAAAUGCCCAAUUUUCCCUUUCACAACAACUCCCCCAAACAGAUGUUAACAAAUAUUCCUUCAACCAUAUAGAUGUAGUACUUUCCCCUAAUGCUAAGGGGCGCGUGGCCAUUAGAUACCAGGAACUACUAUGACCACGCACGCUGAUGCCAAAUGGAUUUCCAAAAAAUGAUCAUCAUUAUCUACAACAACAGCAACAACAACCAACACACCAUCAUCAACACAAUAAAACAGAGCGAGAGAGAAAACGUGUAAUUAAACCCAAUUCGCAUCCUUUUGCUUGAGCGCGAAACGGCAAGGGGGUCUGAUUAAGAUUACGACAACACAACGCAACCUCACGGAUGAUCAUCAUCAUUACCAUCAUCCCCUUUGGAAGAAUGACCGAAUGUGUGACAAAGGUGUAAAUGUACGGACGAACGAACUUAAAGUGAAGAAGAUAUCUUACGAAAAGCUAAAAAAACUCAACAUCCACCUCAUUCGACACAAACUACCAAGCCUAGCUCUCCAUUGAACGUUACCAACAAUUUUUGGGGGCUGACCCAAUUGGUGAACGAGAAAGAGCGAACAAGCACAUGAAAACACACACAUACAUCCACAUAUUCUCUCAUUUUCGUUUUUGUAAAAAAUAUAUAUUUAGGAAAUAGUCCGAA
This is a messenger RNA of Tigriopus californicus, 1685 nucleotides long. Its product is annotated as serine/threonine-protein phosphatase alpha-2 isoform. Lineage: Eukaryota; Metazoa; Arthropoda; Copepoda; Harpacticoida; Harpacticidae. Gene Ontology annotation, molecular function: protein serine/threonine phosphatase activity. The record is from RefSeq and is a predicted model, not a curated record. Gene Ontology annotation, cellular component: nucleus; cytoplasm.